Molecule: messenger RNA, 516 nt
Organism: Lachnellula hyalina
Lineage: Eukaryota; Fungi; Ascomycota; Leotiomycetes; Helotiales; Lachnaceae
Gene: Arl8b
Product: ADP-ribosylation factor-like protein
Exons: 3
Biological process (GO): protein transport
Cellular component (GO): lysosomal membrane
Molecular function (GO): GTP binding; GTPase activity
Source: RefSeq, a predicted model, not a curated record
UCGGUUGAUGCUAGGGCGACGGAGAUGGAUAUUACGAUGAUCGGCCUCCAAAAUGCUGGCAAGACUUCGCUGUUGCGAGUACUGGCGGGCGGAGAGUUCACCCUCGACUCCAUCCCAACUGUUGGAUUUAAUAUGAAGCGCGUACAAAAGGGCCAUGUGACGCUUAAAUGCUGGGAUCUCGGAGGACAACCACGCUUUCGGUCAAUGUGGGAGCGAUACUGCCGAGGUGUGAACGCCAUCGUCUUUAUCGUCGAUUCGGCCGAUACAGAAGCAUUGCCUAUCGCAAAGGAUGAACUGCAUCUGCUCCUCGAGAAGCCCGUUUUGGACGGUAUCCCCUUGCUCGUCCUCGGUAACAAAUCGGAUCUGGAAGAAAAACUAUCCGUCGACGAGUUGAUUGAUGAACUGGAUCUCAAGAGCAUUUCUCAUCGUGAAGUAAGCUGUUAUGGCAUAAGCGCAAAAGAGGAAACAAACCUGGAUGCUGUCUUGCAAUGGCUGGUUGCUCGUGCCAGCAAGUAG